Ilyonectria robusta is the source of this 757-nucleotide messenger RNA. RefSeq lists its product as uncharacterized. Bases 154 to 594 code for a protein of 146 amino acids. The record is from RefSeq and is a predicted model, not a curated record. Lineage: Eukaryota; Fungi; Ascomycota; Sordariomycetes; Hypocreales; Nectriaceae. The transcript has a single exon.
CAAGCACAAAGACGCAGACAGGCACUCUCACGCCAUUGUCAUCACCCCUCCCCUCUCCUUGUCUGCGUAACCCAGAUGGCUGGGAGAGCUUUCACAGGGGGUAGCUGCCCGUGCCAGAGGAGAGUCAAAGCUGACUGAGCUAUCAAUAGGUGGAUGCGUAUCCGCAGUACGCCGCGAGCGCCUUGGCCGCCAAUGCAUUUGUGCGUUGUUCGUUUGCUGGUAAGUUGGCAUCCCUCCCCGUCCCUAUCCCUUGCAACACGCAUAGUGGUCUGCCUCCCACAUCUCAUCCCACCAUCCCAUCUCCUUCACCGCCGUAGCUGGCCGUCCCCCGGUUCCGGUCUGCGAGCCCCGCACGGCCGGGGGGUUGUUGGGUUGGGGGACAUGAGUGGUUUGGGCGGACUGAUGGACGACAUGAAGAGAGAGAGAUUGAGAGACACGAAUGCUGACCAGCGAUUCUUCAGCCGCAUUCCCUCUGUUUGGAACCCAGAUGUACGGCAAGCUGGGCUACCAGUGGGCUUCGUCCCUGCUAGCAUUUUUAACGCUGGCCAUGAUGCCGUUCCCCUACAUCUUCUUCCGCUACGGCAAGCGGAUUAGAGCCACCAGCCGAUUCGCAAAGUCGUAGUCCCGUGGUCGGUGUGUCGUGGCUUGGAUCCGAGACUCGGCAGAUGGAGCUCCUCAGCGCUUGUCACCACGGCCCGAAGGAAGCUACGGCUUGUUGUACGUCCAGCUCUAUAGCUCCCGUCCAAACAGCCCAUGU